UGAGAAUAUAUAAAGCGGAAGGCUUGCAGCGCUUCUUGAGUCAGUUCAGUGAAGCGUUUCCAUCGGAAUAUUGGGAAUAAAAAAUAUUUUAUAAACAAUCUGACUAGAUUGUUUAAAUUCUCGUCAUGAAGGAAUCGGUGAUAUUUCUGGCAGCUUUGAUAGCAGUUGCAAGGGCCCAACAGCCAACGAGUCCAAUCCCAAUCCUAAGGCAAAGCCAGGAAGGUCCAAAUCCAGAUGGCUCUUAUAAAUGGAGUUACGAAACCGGAAAUGGAAUUGCGGCUGAGGAAGAGGGCCACUUAAAAAAUGCAGGAGCCGAAAAUGAAGCAAUGGAGGCAAUUGGACAAUUUUCCUAUACUGACCCAGAGGGAAAUAAAAUUCAAUUGGAAUAUAUUGCCAACGAAGAUGGUUUCCAACCCAAGGGGGCUCAUCUGCCAACCCCACCCCCAAUUCCUCCAGAAAUUCUUAAGGCUCUCGAAUGGAACGCAGCCCAUCCAGAAGAAGACAAUAUUGAUUCCCGAAAAUAAUUUUUUUUUUAAAUCAAAAAAUCAUAGAAGUCAAAAAACAAUGAAAGUAAAAAAUGCAGUUUUUCAAAAAUCUUGAAUGGCCCAAAAAAAAUUAGAUGACUUUUUCUUAGUCUCUUUGUUGCGAUUCUAUACACAAAAAAGUGAUAGAUUGCAUUCAGGAAUAAUGUAAUUAAUUUAUUAUCGUAGUUUAUUAAUCAAUUGAUAAAUUAAUCAAUGCAAUCAAUGUUUUUAUGCAGUCAUGUAAGAUUUAUUAUGAUUGAAAUAGGCAUUUAUAGUGACAAUAUUUCCUUUGUAAAAUUCAAAUUGAAAUCACAUAAAACUCAAUUUGAAUUUUUUUUAGAGGAAACGAUAAAUUUUUAAGUUUUUCAAAAUUAUAAUAUUUUGUUAUAAAUUUUUCUAUGGUGGAAAAUUUUUAUUUGGAGGAUUAUUUAAUUAAUAAUGUAAUUAUACUCUAGAGUAAUUAUGUGUGUGUGCCUCUAUAAAAUGUGUUCUCUGUGACCAAAAAGAGGGAGGAAUUUUAAAGAGAAAUGAAAAAA
Molecule: messenger RNA, 1060 nt
Organism: Belonocnema kinseyi
Lineage: Eukaryota; Metazoa; Arthropoda; Insecta; Hymenoptera; Cynipidae
Product: endocuticle structural glycoprotein SgAbd-8-like
Exons: 2
Coding region: 126-524 (132 amino acids)
Cellular component (GO): chitin-based extracellular matrix
Molecular function (GO): structural constituent of chitin-based larval cuticle
Source: RefSeq, a predicted model, not a curated record